AUUCACAUAUAUACAUAUGUGCAUAUGCAUAUGCAUAUACACAUGGUUAAAAAAAUAGAGAGCAUACAAAACAUAUUGAAGAUAUGCUUCCAGUUAAUAGUUAGAACAUAAAUGGUAACUUUCUUGUGCUUAAAGCAUGGAAGAUUGCAACAUCUGCCAAGAUGAAGAAAUCAUAUUAAAUCAUUUAACACAGCACACUUGUUCUUUUACCCACAUCUCCCCACCUCCCAUAACCUCUGUCAUCGAUUAGGUAAUAAUUUCAGUUGAGGCAAGCUUAAAUCAGUUUGCAAGGCACCCAAAUGCUAUAUAAGUAGACAGCACAUUUUAAAGCUAGCUAUCCCUUGGCUUGGAAGCAGAAAAACAAGAGUCAGGAUGAGAAGCAUCUGGCUUGUCCUCUUUGGUGGGGCAAUAGUUUUUGCUUUGCCUGUAAAACACGAAAAAGAAAAAAUGGUGCUUAUGCAGAAGUACCUAGAAAAAUAUUACAACUUUACAUCAAAUGGACAACAAGUCUUUAGAAGCAGAAUCAGCAACCCCAUGGCAAAAAAGAUCAGAGAAAUGCAAACAUUUAUUGGAUUAGAGGUGACAGGUGAUAUAGACUCCAAUACACUGCAGGCAAUCCAAAAACCCAGAUGUGGAAACCCAGAUGUGGGCCAAUUUGCCUUCUUUGCAGGUCAGCCUAAGUGGCAGAAGAAACAUCUAACCUACAGGAUACUGAACUAUACACCAGAUAUGGAAAUAGGCAUUGUUGACAAAAUCAUUGAGAAAGCUUUUAAAGUUUGGAGCCAAGUUACGCCUUUGACAUUCAAGAAAGUUCCAAAUGGCAAUGCUGACAUAUUUAUCUCUUUUCAUUCUGGAGUUCAUGGAGAUUUUUAUCCUUUUGAUGGACCUGGUGGAAUACUUGCCCAUGCCUACGCUCCUGGUCUUGGCAUUGGAGGAGAUGCCCAUUUUGAUGAAGAUGAAUUCUGGAGCAAUGGUGUAGAAGGUACCAACUUAUUCUAUACUGCUGUUCAUGAAUUUGGCCAUUCCCUCGGACUCUUCCAUUCUCAGGAUCCUAAUGCUGUGAUGUACCCAGUCUAUAAGAAGCCUGAGGCAAAUCAACAGAUUCUAUCUCAGGAUGAUAUUAAAGGCAUCCAGUAUCUCUAUGGAGCAUCAUCAAAUCCACCUCAAGACCCAGUGGAAAAGGAUGAACCAAGUAAACCCAACAGCCCAGGCAAACCAGUAUUACUAUCUGCUUGCAAUCCUGGCUUGACAUUUGAUGGUGUGACCACUUUUCGGGGAGAAAUAAUGUUUUUCUGGAAUAAAUAUUUUUGGCGAAAACUUCCCCAGUACAGACAGAUUGAUUUGAAUCUGGUUUCUGAAUUUUGGUCAUUUCUACCAUCUGGAGUUGAUGCUGUUUCUGAAAAUAAUGAGAAAGAUGAGACAUUUUUUUUUAAAGGCAACCAAUUCUGGGUCGUGAAAGGAGAUUAUGUACUUCCUGGGUACCCCAAGCCCAUUCACAGUCUGGGCUUUCCAAAAGAUGUCACAAAACUUGAUGCUGCAGUUUUCAGUGCAAAUGAAAAGAAGACAUAUUAUUUUUCUUCAGACAGAUACUGGAGUUAUGAUGAAAACAGCCAGACCAUGAACAGGAAACCCCAAAGGAUCCAAGAUGGCUUCCCAGGUAUCACAGGCAAGGUUGAUGCUGUCUUCCACUACAAUGAUGUAUUGUAUUUCUUUAAGGGAACACAUCAAUAUGAAUUUGAUCCUAACACCAGAAGAGUUACUCGGAUCCUGAAGGCCAACAGCUGGUUUUCAUGCUGAGAAGAUAAAGAAAAAAACUAUUGAAACAUAACUGGCUACUUUACAUUGACUGUAAUCUAGCAUUGUAUGUGAGAGAGAGGGGGGAGGAGAGAAAAUAUAAUGUAAUGUAAUGCAAUGUAAUGUAAUGUAAUGUAAUGUAAUAUAAUAUAGUAAUAUAAUAUAAGUACAAUAUAUGUGGCAUUCUAUUGAUAGGAAUUAUUAAAUCAGUAGUGCUAUAUAUAUAAUUGCUGCAAGAUUAUUAUAUGCACAAAAAGGGAAAGAUUAAAAUCCUGCAACAGAGGAAUGAAUGGUGAAGAUGGCAGAAUUAACAGAGAUGACAAAAUUGAUGAAUGUUAUUGUAUUGUUUGUUUGUUAAGUUAUGUUGUGUUUUUAUUGUAAACUGCCCGGAGUCCUGUGGGAGUGGGGCGAUCUAUAAAUUUUAAUAAAUAAAUAAAUAAAUAAAUAAAAUUUUUCUGAUUAGAGAAAGAUAAAAACCACAUUUAUUAGUAACAGGAAAUCCCUCAUGGACUUUUUCUGAAAAAAAAUUGUGAUUUAUGGUUUAGAGGAUCAGAAAGAGUAGAUUUUGGAAAGAAGGAAAUUAUGUUGUUCAGAGAGAGAGGGGGGGGGAGAGGUGGUAAAAUAUAAUUGCUACUAAUAAUUGCUAUUUCCAGAAACUGCAUCUUAUAACUUUUACUUUCCUUCCUUUUUCUUCUCUACUUCUUUCUUUGAACCUUUUCACUUACUAUUUUUCUUUCCUUUUUUUCUUUUAAAAUUUGUAUUGUUCUUAUUUCCUUAAUUUUUUAAAAAAUAAAAAUUAUAUAUAUAUAAAGAACUCAGCCAUCCUGUCAUCAAUUCAUCUUAUAUAAGGAUGAUAAAACAACUGUGCUGAAAGACCAGGUUCUGCUAAAUUGUCCUGCCAAAUUUUUAAAUGGAAGCCUACAUGCAGUUCAGACAGGGGAUUGCAAUAAAAAAGUCACAGUAGUGGAUGCCACUGUAUGAUUUGGGAUGACAACUAUCAUUUUAUUACAAGUAAAAUAA
This is a messenger RNA of Crotalus tigris (Tiger rattlesnake), 2814 nucleotides long. RefSeq names its product stromelysin-1-like. The record is from RefSeq and is a predicted model, not a curated record. NCBI's taxonomy places the organism in Eukaryota, Metazoa, Chordata, Lepidosauria, Squamata, Viperidae. The coding region runs from base 373 to 1797 and encodes 474 amino acids. Gene Ontology annotation, molecular function: metalloendopeptidase activity; zinc ion binding. The transcript is spliced from 10 exons. Gene Ontology annotation, biological process: collagen catabolic process; extracellular matrix organization; proteolysis. Gene Ontology annotation, cellular component: extracellular matrix.